CCCCUGCCUGCUGUUUCGGAAUCGGCGACCUAUUCCGCGCUCACCAAUGUCCUAUCCUCAGGGUUACCUCUACCAGCCUCCGGGCUCGCUGGCUCUUUACUCCUGUCCGGCGUACGGAGCCUCGGCUCUGGCCGCCCCGCGGAGUGACGACCUGGCGAGGUCGUCCUCUGGCUCAGCCUUCAGUCCUUACCCGGGAUCGGCUGCUUUCUCCGCCUCGGCUGGUGCCGGCUUCUCCAGCCCGCUGUCAUACUCCACGGAUCCAGCCACGGGGUUCCCGUCGUACAUGAGCUCUCCAUAUGACGCGCAAACAUCAGGCAUGGCGGGGGCUUUGAGCUACCACCCAUACGGGAGUCCAGGGUACCCCUACCAACUCAACGACCCGGCGUACCGCAAAAACGCCACCAGGGACGCCACGGCCACCCUAAAAGCCUGGCUGCAGGAGCACAGGAAGAACCCGUACCCGACGAAGGGGGAGAAGAUCAUGCUGGCCAUCAUCACCAAAAUGACCCUGACGCAGGUCUCCACGUGGUUCGCCAACGCCAGGCGAAGACUCAAGAAGGAGAACAAGAUGACAUGGGCCCCCAGGAAUAAAAGCGAGGACGAGGACGAGGAGGACGGGGUCGGAGAGAGGAAAGAAGUGGAGCAUUCCGAGAAAAACCUCGAGAACAGCGAGGCUUCCGCGGAGGAUGAAGGGAUCAGCUUGCACGUCGACACCCUGACGGACCACUCCUGCUCGGCCGAGUCUGACGGGGAGAAGGUCAGCUGUCGCGUGGGCGAGCUCGGCUCCGACCAGGCCGGCAACAAAUGCGACGAGGACGGCGACGAGCAGAACCACGAACCGCAAGCUCAGCUCUCACCCAUAUCCGUCACGUCGUCACCUCUAACGGGAGUAGAAGCUCCACUUCUUAGCCAUCACCACCACCACCACCACCAACAACUCCAUCAUCUCCACCAGCUCCAUAGCCAGCACGAGGAUUUGGCCCGGAGCCUCACCAAUAACACCAUUCAUACCAAUAAAUCGUCUUCCUGCCUUGAUAGCAGACCUUCACCUCAGAACCCUACAGUCAAGCCCAAGUUGUGGUCGCUGGCGGAAAUUGCUACCUCGGACCAAAAGCAGCAGCAUCAGCAAGUGGGGCCCAAUUGCCCCUCCUCCAGCAGUGGCCUCCUCACCCCCCCUACGUCUUCCACCACCUCCCCGGCUGCCAGUUCCCCCUCCCUCUACCCGGCCCCGUCCAUCCUCGGAAGACCUAUUUAUUACACGUCUCCCUUUUAUAGCAAUUACACAAACUAUGGCAACUUCAGCCCCCUGCACGGCCAGGGGAUCCUGCGGUACACUAACUCGUCAGGAGUGAGUCUGGCGGCCGCCGCCGCCGCAGCAGCCGCCGCCGCCGCAAACGAGGGUCUGAGCUCCUCGCGCCAGGCGCUGGAGGGGAGCGCAAAGCCCAAAACCAGGCCGGACUCCCCCCUCGUUAAAAUGAACCCAAACCAGAUUGUUGUUGCUGAGCAGCAGCAGCAGCCCAAUUUCAGAACCGCGAGUGUAGAAGCAAAGAAAGGUACGUAAUAAAUAAGCCGAAAAAAAUAAAUAUAUAUAUAUAACCAAUUAGAAAAAUUAAUUAAAUCUGGUGGUGGAUUUUGAGAUUGCAUUUUUUUUUCUUGGUCGCGGGAGUAAAAAUGUGUCACUUGUUUGCAAUGCAAAUCAACUGGUUUUCUUUUAGUCACUUUCAUGUGUCUUGGAUGUCAAACCAUGGGAUGCAAAAAAAAGAAGACUUCUUUCAGGCGGGCGUGCAUGAGACGCGAGUGGCAUUAACUUACACUCUUAGCGGAUUAUCACUUGUUUUAAAAUGACGAUUGUAAGACUAAGUAUAAGACUUUGUGACUUAUUGCAAUGGAUUAAACAGCACCAUCAAAUCGAGUGAACAUAUAGGCAUAUCUUUCGUUGUCAACGGAGUGCAUUUUCUGGAAUAGUCAAUUCGUUAUAAUUUAAAUACAUGUUUUGAAUGGUUCAUGUAUUUUUAUCGGUAAGUGAAUCAUUAAGCAUCGCAGUGGAAAGCAGUAGCCUAGAGAUGGACAGACAUGUGCAGUUGGCUACACUUACAGAUGGAGACAUUAACAUAAACCCGUGGAAGACAUGCCUCCAAUCAGCCUAACCACACGCACUGACGCUCACACACGCACGUGCACACACAGUGUCAGUUUGUGAAUCAAAUGAGUGAAGACAUGUUGCCAUACCUUUGACCAGUCUUAUUUUUCCUCUGAUGAACACGUGUGUGUGUGUGUGUGUGUGUGUGUGUGUGUGUGUGUGUGUGUGUGUGUGUGUGUGUGUGUGUGUGUGUGUGUGUGUGUGUGUGUGUGUGUGCACCCGCACAGCAGGCCCCAGACGUUAUCUUUCUUUUGGAUAAUUAUAAUUACACAGGGUCAGCCAAAAGCAAAAAAAAAAAAAACACAGUUUGCAUUCAACUCGCAACUUUGCAUAUUCCAAAGUCACUUAUGGUACUCCUUUUCCCCCCCGGUUACUCCGGUAAUUAGGCAUUGGGGAUUUCUAUAAGCACUGCAGUAUCGAUAUGGUAUAGGCAGAGCGGGCCUGAGAUCAUUUUGUGUUUCCUGGGCUUGUGGAGCGAGUCGAUGUUUUGGGAUUUAUGUUUCCACGGUCUGCAGGUAGGUGUCACAAUUGCUUUGACUACAAAGAGAAGGAAGACGCCACCUUUUGGCCCCACGUUUUAACCCCUAUAACUUCCACUUGAUACCGGAUCUGGUGCCACCACAGAGUCCAAUUGAAAGCUGCUCCCGCCUCCACUCACCACAUCACGUCUGUGCGACUAUUGCUUGUGUAUUAUUUCAUUGUGGAUAAUCAUGACAUAACUAUGUUGGUUUGAAAAAUAUCUCCCUUUAUAUAUGUGAUUAACAUGUUAUUUCUCAGGUUCCUGUUGUUUGCUUUUUUUUUGCCACGGUAUAUCAUUUCAAUGAAUAUUCACGUGUGAAACCAUAUUUGUAAAAGGAGGAGUCUUGGGACGCAAAGAAAACGGGACUGAGGUGAACCUGACCACUUCAAAGUGGAAAAGCCUACAUUUGAUAUUUAUUUUUUUAAGUGAUGGCGAAAUGAUGUGUGAUUUAUGCAAGUUGUAUUGCAGAAAUGGGAAGCUGACAUCGUCUGUUUGUUUGUACAUAUAUAAACAUAUAUAUUAUGGACGGGUUUUAUUUUAGACGCAUUUGGGAAGAAGCUACACAAUCUUGUUACCAGGAGGACUUUUACUAAUUUAUAUCUUUGAAUGUAAAUGAAAUAAAACGCGCUGGUAUCGAUGUACUGGUGCGGUAUGAUAUCCAUUAUUCAAAGGAGAAAAUAUUAAACUGUUUUCCCAACUAUAA
Messenger RNA from Pungitius pungitius (ninespine stickleback), 3363 nucleotides. RefSeq names its product iroquois homeobox 2a (gene irx2a). The record is from RefSeq and is a predicted model, not a curated record. Gene Ontology annotation, molecular function: RNA polymerase II cis-regulatory region sequence-specific DNA binding; DNA-binding transcription factor activity, RNA polymerase II-specific. Lineage: Eukaryota; Metazoa; Chordata; Actinopteri; Perciformes; Gasterosteidae. Gene Ontology annotation, biological process: regulation of transcription by RNA polymerase II; cell development; neuron differentiation. The coding region runs from base 47 to 1561 and encodes 504 amino acids. The transcript is spliced from 3 exons. Gene Ontology annotation, cellular component: nucleus.